Molecule: messenger RNA, 1597 nt
Organism: Anopheles gambiae (African malaria mosquito)
Lineage: Eukaryota; Metazoa; Arthropoda; Insecta; Diptera; Culicidae
Gene: Rrp42
Product: exosome complex component RRP42
Exons: 2
Coding region: 660-1571 (303 amino acids)
Biological process (GO): TRAMP-dependent tRNA surveillance pathway; U4 snRNA 3'-end processing; nuclear mRNA surveillance
Cellular component (GO): cytoplasmic exosome (RNase complex); nuclear exosome (RNase complex)
Source: RefSeq, a predicted model, not a curated record
ACGGAUAAAAAGUGCCAGGCAAACAAACGUGCAUCAGCGCGUUAAGUAACAAAUGUGGUUAACAAUCCUUGAAAUAGCAUCCCAAGCGCCACAGAUUAAGCUUAAACGACUGAAAAAUCAAAUAUCUGUGAUUUUCGGUAGGAUAAAUGGAAAAUCGGUAGUUUUAGGGCGGUCAUCUGUGAAUCGGUACACUGCUUCUAGACGACCCAAAAAAUCUUCCGCGACAAUUUUUGGCGACACUUUCUAUCUGUCAAACCGUCCUUGUUUUAGCACGAAUGCAUGGCUUACUUUGAUCGUAAUGUCGCGAAACGCGAGCGUUGCCUUUCUGUGAAAAUUUCACAAACCCGCGACAAUCACGGUUACCUCUGAUUUUGUUCUAAAACUGAGAUGUUGUUUUAGAACAAAGAGCUCGCAGAAAAUUUGUCGCGAUACAAAAGUUGGUCGUUUAGAAGCAGUGGUAGGCAUAUAAAAAAUCGGUAGGAAUACAGAUAAAUCGGUAUUUCUGGUCACUCUGGUCUCGUACCAUACCGCAUGUCACAUCGAAUGUUUUUCUUUAUUUGACAACCACAUGCCGCUGGAAUUCGUAAACAAUCGAUUGUUGUUUGUGCUGAGUUUGUUGAAAGAUAAUUUGAUUUGAAAUCAGUUAUAAAACAUCCAUUAUGGCAAAUGUCCUUUUAAGUGAAGCGGAAAAAACAUAUAUUCUGCAUGGUAUACAGAAAAACAUGAGGAACGAUGGGCGAACGAAUCGCGACUAUCGGCCGAUGGAACUCGAAUCAGAGAUAGUCGUCCAUGCAGCCGGAUCCGCGAGACUGCGUCUGGCUAACACGGACAUACUGGUAGGAGUAAAGGCAGAAAUUGAUACGCCUAUUCCUGAUCGACCCAACGAGGGAAAGGUGGACUUUUUCAUCGAUUGCUCGGCAAACGCUACUCCUGAAUUCGAAGGCCGAGGUGGUGAACAACUAGCGACGGAAAUUUCGAAUACCCUGUCCAAAGCAUACGAAUCUCAAAAGGGGUUCGAUUUGGCUGGCCUGUGCAUUAUGGCGGGCCACCAAUGCUGGAAACUGUACGUCGAUGUGUUGAUUCUAGAGUGUGGUGGAAAUUUAUUCGACGCCGUCUCGCUAGCCGUGAAGGGCGCAUUGUUCAAUACUAGGAUACCGCGUGUUUCAACAGCAAUGCAUGAUGGCGGCUCGAUGGACUUGAUUCUGACCGACGAUCCGUACGACUGUGAGCGAUUAGACGUUACGACUGCGCCCAUCCUAGUAACGGUGUGCAAGAUCGGAGACCAGUGCGUCGUGGAUCCGUCGGCCGAAGAGGAAGAAUGUAGCGUAGCAAGCGUAGCGGUGGGGGUUUCCUGCCGCCCUGAUGGGAAUACAACCACCAAACAGUCCAUAACUACGGUGCGUACCUCCGGGGAAGGAUCAAUACGCUUGGAAACGCUGAAAAAGUGCUUCGACACGGCAACCACCGUAGGCGCCUCCCUCAACAAAGCAUUGAUGAAAGCACUGCAUGAGGAUGAAACUAGAAAUUCGAAGGGAUUGGGCAAGCGUGAAAUUUACGGGUUUUUGAAAUAAAUCUUUGCAACGAAGAAAACAAGAAA